AUUUAUGUUUUUUUAAAUUAUACAAACUAUGGUAAUUUUUAAUUAGACUCAUUGAAUGUAGACACCGAUAUCAAACUAACGAGUUAUUUUGACAUGUAUUGUCCAAUAUGUGAUUAAAAAAGGGCUUGAUAUUACAGUAGAAUGCUCAGGUGAGAAACCUGAGAUUAUUGCCCUGAACAUUGCAGGAAUUAUAAUUUGAAGGUAGCCUUGAGUCAGAAUUUGAGAUCAGAACAUUCCAGUCACAGACAGACUUGCCAAGUUAUUUAUGAAAACAAAUCUUAUCCAACAUGAUUUCCUCACUCAAAAAGAAAAGACUCACUGAUAUACUGUAAGUAAACAUGCUCAAUUUUAAGAGAAUAUAAACAUGAUAGCCGAGUACACUCCUGAAAGCAUCAAUUGAAGUUUUGCAAGUACAAUGUUUGCAAAUUAAAACAAAGUAUAGUUUAUAGUAGGCCAAAGUAGUGCAGUGCUAGCCUACCACUAGGAGGCUCUGGGUUUGGUACCACCUAGUCCCAUCCCAUGUUGGUAAAUGGUGUAAAAACUCCUGCAAAAAUUCUCAUGUGAGAACCUGUCACAUUAGAACGAGGUUUUGGUCCUGGUUAGUACAUUACAUCCAGCCCUAUUUAAAUAAGAAGCCACAGUAGACGCAGUCUUUUACUUGUCAUGAAAAAGGUCAAAAAUGGCUCUUUAUGCAGUAUUGAAGUUUCUGUUAAAUCAUUUUAUUUUACUGCAGACGGAUCAAAAUGCUUGAAGAACAGUUUGUUUUCCAGUCAGUAAAUUAGCCGGUUCCUGACUUACUGUAUGAUUAUUAUUAUUACUGGAAUGUACUUGAUAAUCUGAUGUUAAGUGACCUGUAACCGAAAUUCAUGUCCAGUCUCUUUACAUUCUCCUCAUUUAUUAUCUUAACCAUCAUUCCCUUUGAUGAUCAAAGCUCAUAUAAGAUAUAGACAAGUGGAGCAAAUAAGCACCAGACUCUUAUUAGACUUUGCCUGUAGGAAUUAGCACACACUGCUGUGCAGAAAAUCAACACUCUGCUCUGUACAGUAUAUGGUAGUCAUGUAUUACUUAUCUCUGCCUAUGGUGUUAGCACGUCUUGUUUGUUGUGCUCCCUGCACCGUGAGUUCUUAUCAUUUCCCUGUGGUUCCGUUUUGUUACAAUGAUUGCAUUUUCCUUUUGUACAGAGCUGCCAAAUACUGUAUUAUUUAUCUUUUACAGUUACUUUUUUAUAUCAAUUGUUGCUUGUUCCUACCAUUCAUGUUACAAUUACAACUUUUUUAUGCAAAUCUUGUUUUUACAGAGUUUAUCUUUAUGUUUUGCUUUAUUCUACAUCUUUUGAAUGUCUUUUGAAUGAAUGUUAGUGCCACAUUUUUACCCCAAUUUUAUGUAAAAGUUUUGUUUUGUAAAAAAACUCAAAAAUUGUGAAUCUGCGGUUUACAACCUAAGGGGGGCAGUGUCUAGCAACAAAUUAAAUUGAGAAUCCGUCUGGCCAUUGAAACACACAUUGAAUAUUUAAUCAUGUACUAAAUUAGUCAAGAAUGAUAUUUGAUACCUGACAAAUAAGAAAAAUAUGUUUUUUGUAUUUCAUAAUUGUUCUAUUAUUUCAAAAGAUGGGUACAAGGGUUCCAGCAGGGGCCUCAAAUUAUUACCAUUAUUAAACAACUGCCUAUGAAAAAAACACUACUCCUUGCUCACUGUUUCAUCAGCAGGAGGUUGUGUGAAUGGUAUUAUGGAGUUAUUAUGCAUUUGUUAAUAAGGUAAGAGUGCACAAAAUAUUUGUUUGAAGAAGCUUGAAGAAGAAUGUCUUGGAAAAAGCAUCCCAGAACGGCCUGAGACAAUGGUAAAAAGCAGCAGGAUCAGAUCCAUCUGCGAGUGACAGGAUGAGGUGGAGGAAGAUGAAACACUGACCUUUGGAUGAAGGUCACGCAUUUUUAUUAUGACUAUUGUUGCUGUCAUCAUUAUUAUUAUUAUUAAUAUUAUUAUUAUUAAAUUGUUGUUGUUGCUCAACUAUAUCAUCGUUCCCAUCCCCCAGCUAAAAAUAAUAACAAGUGCAUGUGCGCAGCUCUGCGUCACGUGUAGGAGAAAGCCCCAACUAAAGUGAGGCUAUUAAAAAAAAUACUUGAAUGUAAUGAUUGAUAGCCCCGUUUAGCCAAUGGACAGCAUUAAUCCGGUCAGUAACAACGUAAAUACUGAGCGGUUUAUCCAAUCAGAGAGCAGCAGGGGCGGCCGCAGAGAAUGCUCUGUGUUUACUUCCGUCAAUAUUCCUGCACAGCUGGCAGGCAGAGGAGGGGAGGUGCAGGAUUGCGACAAAGGAGUCCUUUGCAUGUCAAGUGGAAAAUGCCUUUCAUUGGCAAGGACUGGAGAUCACCAGGUUUAAACUGGACAAAAACACAGCACGGGUGGAAGAAGACUGUCUGCUGUGCACAAGAGCUACAGGACAACAAUAGAGAAACAGAGCUGACAAAGCAGUGCACUGACAGAGAAAAUGUGGUCGUGAAAGAUGUUUGUGAGAUUGCCACCACAAAGUGGAAAAAAGAGUUUAACAACAACAACACCAGAUCUCACAUGGGUUUCUCCAAUGAUAAAUGGGUCUUUGUGUUCCCAGACACUACAAAAGAAGUGAGUUCUCCACUCUUGAUUUUAAUCUUUGUUUUUAAAUCUUUUUGCUUCACACUAUGUUAUGUUUUGUACAUUUUUGUCACACAGCGACAAACAUACAGCACACUGGGCGAAGUACUGAACCGUCUGGACUUUUCAAGUGCCAUUCAAGAUUUGAGAAGAUUUAACUAUGUCGCAAAACUUUUUCAGCUGAUAGCCAGGUCCCAGCUGUGUUCAUUGAGUGGAGGUGCGCAAAAAAACUACUUUAAUAUACUGGAAAAGAUUGUAAAAAAAGUCCUGGAGGAUCACUACAAUCCUCGCCUUGUCAAAGACCUGCUGCAGGAUUUGAGUCAGACGCUGCAUGAGCUGACCAUCCAUUUGGGUAGAAGUAUCCUGGUGGGCAACGUCCACAUCUGGUUGGGUCGACUGGUGACUAUUAAAGAAUGGCAACAACAACUUAACAACCUGGAGAUUCCUAAGAAUGCAUCCACUAGUUUGACCUUUGAUGACCUUCCAGUACCAAUGCAGGACAAGAUAAUUUGCCACCUAUCAGAUGCACGUGACAUCAUAAACCUAGGGCAAACCACACCUACUCUGUUGCGCCUCAGUGAAAAUAAGAUGCUGUGGAAGAAACUGUGUUACUUUCACUUUUCAAACAAAAAGUACUGUGGGGACUUGGUUUUGACCAAAAGUGACAACGUGGACUGGAAGCUGAUGUACUUCACCCUAAGGCAGCAUUAUCCUGUGAAAGAGCACUUCGGUGACACCCUGCACUUCUGCACCCACUGCUGCAUCCUCUUCUGGAAGGAUUGCCACCUGACUUUGUUCCUAAAGGUACUUUCCGUCCCAUCAUGCCUUUCUUUGUCAUCAGUAACGUCAUCUUUUGGCUUGUGUUGGCUUCUGUCUUGUAGUGUCUGGUGUUUUUUGUCAUCACUUUUCACUUCAGGUGUGUUUGGUCAACAGACUACAGGCUGAUUGGUCACUGUUACCACAUCCCAUUCAGUGUUGUUGUGUCCUAUAAAAAUAAAUCACUUGUCCUUUAGUCUGACACGGAUGUUUCUCGUUAUAUCUUACUAACUGCUGAUGUGAGUAGCUUGGUUUGUUUACAGUUGUUCUGCAGUAAAUCGGUUCAUCGUCCUACAUCUAUGUGCUGUGAAAACAAAUCUUCAUUUCUCUGUGUUCCAGGACAGUGGCCAUCCGUGUUCAGCCAAAGAUCCAGAGAGCUGCUUCAUGCCCAUCUCUCCGCAGCACUUUAUUAACCUUUUCAGGUCCUAAAAUCUCCAUGUUGCCCUUUAGGUCAAACAUCCGUUACCAAGAGUGUACAAAGGUUUGCUUUUUUUGUUUUUGUUUUUUACAGAAAAACAAAGGGCUGUUUAGAAAGAGAAUUUUUUUUAAAUGUCUACAUGUCGUUACGCACAAAUGUUUUCCAUAAAAAAAGUAUAGAGCAAGAAUAAUUUAAAACAAUAAAGAAUGUUGUCUCAGCAAUAAGUGACAUUUCACAGAUUUUUGUUUUCCUGAAAAAAGCUUCACUUUACUGCAGAUAUAAUAAUUAAAAUGUAAAUGUUUCCAGGACAUUGAUUAUCUUUGGGUAAAAAGUUUGUUUGUUUGUUCAUGUUUGUGGAGUGUUGAUGAUAGACACUGACAGAUGGUCAGAAUAAGGUGAUGUUUUAUUUAAACUGUUAAUGACUUGUGAUGGUGAUGGUAUUUUAACAACUGACUGCAUGUUGUGUGUAGGUCUGUGUUUACAUCCUGGUUGUCCAUUAUGAUUUCUUACGCAGGGAAAGACGACAACACAAAUAGGAAACUGUUAGAGUCUAACAGUUAGACUCACUCCUUUCUGCUGGACUGUUGUUACGUGCGCACGACCAAAUGACUUUGGUCCAACGGUCUGUGACAGACAGAGGAGAUUUAAAUACGUAUUUAUAGGGAGAGGGGACUUUUUUUGUAAACAUACUACUUUUGUGAUAAUGCUCUACUCUUCCUCUUCUCUUUGUGGUUCUGUUAUGACUUUUGUUGUAAAGGGAACUCAGUCACUACUGAAUGACAAUAA
Molecule: messenger RNA, 4645 nt
Organism: Cynoglossus semilaevis (tongue sole)
Lineage: Eukaryota; Metazoa; Chordata; Actinopteri; Pleuronectiformes; Cynoglossidae
Gene: fbxo25
Product: F-box protein 25
Exons: 9
Coding region: 2233-3570 (445 amino acids)
Biological process (GO): protein ubiquitination
Cellular component (GO): nucleus; cytoplasm; SCF ubiquitin ligase complex
Molecular function (GO): protein binding
Source: RefSeq, a predicted model, not a curated record